Molecule: messenger RNA, 627 nt
Organism: Ilex paraguariensis (yerba mate)
Lineage: Eukaryota; Viridiplantae; Streptophyta; Magnoliopsida; Aquifoliales; Aquifoliaceae
Source: the annotation of a GenBank genome assembly
AUGGAUGAUGGCAGCCAACUUCGGCAAGCUUUGAAUGUUUUGAUGCUGAAGAUCCUGGAUAAUGCGAAACGAACCUUGUCGUUUGUUAAGUUCUCAGAUUUUGAUGUCAAAUGCCUAAUCAAACUUACUAAGGUUCUUCAAAGUACUAUAUAUGAGGUUGACCUUGAUCGUAUCCUUCAAAGCAUCCACUUAUACCUGCAAGAACUAGGGAUGGAAGAAAUUAGGAGAAGAGCGGGAGAUGAUGACAAACCAUUGCGUAGAGUGAAAACUGUUCUACAUGAACUUGUUACACUUCGUGGGACUGCAAUAAAUGGUCAUCUUUAUAUGGUUCCAAUGGACAUGGAACCCCAACCCAUUAUUCUUGCCUACAUUGAUCUUUAUCUUCAGCAAGAACUGGCUGCAAUAUUUAAGAAAAUUGGUGACAAGCAAACAUGCAUCAUUGGUCUUUAUGAACUUUAUCGGAUCACCCAAUUAUAUCCCAAGGUUGAUAUAUUUUCUCAGUUGCAAAAUGCUAGUGUGGCAUUUCGAACAUACAUUAGAGACGGUUUAGCCAAGAUGGAGAAGAAUGCAGCUGCUGGAAGGACGUCUUCAAGUUUACCUUUGUCAACCCUCCCUCGGCUGCCCUAA